Molecule: messenger RNA, 1845 nt
Organism: Nipponia nippon (crested ibis)
Lineage: Eukaryota; Metazoa; Chordata; Aves; Pelecaniformes; Threskiornithidae
Source: RefSeq, a predicted model, not a curated record
AUGGGGAAACAGGCAGCCUGUCAGAGGCGCCAGGGCCGAGGGCGGCAGGUGAGCAGCCCUCCAGAAGCUUACGCUCCUUUCCUGCUGCGCAACGUGGGGGAGCCGCCGGCGGCGGGCAGCGCCCAGCUCCAGCGCCUGGUGUCCCUCUCCAUGGUCUGGGCCAACCACGUCUUCCUGGGCUGCCGGUACCCGCCGCAGGUCAUGGAGAAGGCGCUGGAAAUGGCCGAAGGCAUCCAAGUGACCGGCGCGCCUGUCCGCACCACGAGAGAUGAACUGGUUGCCAAGGUGAAGAAAAGAGGCAUAUCAAGUAGCAAUGAAGGGGUAGAGGAGCCCUCCAAGAAGCGAGCUGUUGAGAGAAGCAAAGAUUCUAAGGAUACUGGAAAGGAUGUGAAAACAACCAAGGCAGAAGCCCCAAAGGAAACAGAGAGCACAUUGCCAAAAAAGCAGGAAAAAGAUACUAGCAAAGAUCCAGAAAGCUCCCAGUCAAUUUGCAGUUCAAAUCAAGAAAUGGUCACAGCAUCAGGCAUAGAAACAGAAGGAAAACCUGCUAAUGCCGAAAAUACUACUGAGCAAAAUCCAUCUUCAUCUGAAAAAGAGUCGGGAGAGAAGCCUUGCUCAAAUCCACCUAAGGAAAGCAAGUGUGAAAAUGUGCCGUCACCUGAAAAGAAAACUACAGUAAGUGCAGUGCCGCCGGCUGCCAAGAGCACCCCGCAGGCAGAGGCGGUGGCAGCGGUGGUGCCGCUGGCUGCCAAGAGCACCCCGCAGGCAGCAGUGGUGGCAGCGGCGAGCCCCCCACGGGCAGCAGCGGUGCCACCGACCACCAAGAGCACCCCGCAGGCAGCCGUGGUGCCACCAGCUGCCAAGAGCACCCCGCAAACAAGUGCUACGUUGCUGUCUUCCAAAAACCAAGCGAGUGCCCCAGCAUCAGUAUCUAAGAGCGGCGCUCAGGCGGGCACCUCGCUGCUCCUGGCCCCCAAAAGCGGUGCUCAGGCAGGCACCUCGCUGCUCCUGGCCCCCAAAAGCAGCGCUCAGGCGGGCACCUCGCUGCUCCUGGCCUCCAAGGGCACUGCCAAGGCAGGCUCCUCGCUCCUGGCCUCCAAGAGCAGUGCCGAGGUGGCUGCCUCGUUGCUGGCCGCUCGGAGCGGCGCUCAGCAGGGAUCCUCACUGCUGACUUCCAAGAGCAGCGCUCAGGUGGCUGCUUCGCUGCUGGCCACUCGGAGCGGUGCUCAGCAAGGUCCUUCGUCACUGGCCUCCCGGGGUGGAGCUCAGGCAGGUGCUUCCCUGCUGGCCUCCAAGGGUGGCACGCAGGCGGGUUCACCACAGCUUGCUUCCAAGAGUGGCUCGCAGGCAGGUGAAAGCCCUGCUAAGGCUUUGUGCAAACCGUUAACCAGCGAAGAUGCAAAGGAAAGGCAGCCUUUUUUCAACAGACUAUACAAAGCCGUAGCCUGGAAACUGGUUGCUGUUGGAGGCUUCAGUCCUAACGUAAAUCACGCAGAACUUCUUAACUCAUCUAUUCAGUCUGUAAAAGCUACGUUGGAUGUUGCUUUUGUUCCCCUGAAGGAACUUGCAGACUUGCCUCAAAAUAAGAGCUCUCUAGAAAAUAUAGUUUGUGAACUGAGGUGCAAGUCUGUCUACUUGGGUACUGGCUGUGGUAAAAGUAUGGAAAAUGCCAAAGCGGUUGCUUCAAGAGAAGCUUUGAAAUUAUUCCUCAAGAAGAAAGUUAUUGUGAAGAUAUGUAAAAGAAAAUACAAAGGUAGUGAAAUUGAAGAUUUGGUACUUCUGGAUGAAGAAUCGAAACCUUCGAAUUUACCUCCAGCUUUAAGAAAUCCUCGUGAGAUCUUGUAG